This is a messenger RNA of Alternaria alternata, 741 nucleotides long. RefSeq lists its product as hypothetical. The transcript is spliced from 3 exons. Lineage: Eukaryota; Fungi; Ascomycota; Dothideomycetes; Pleosporales; Pleosporaceae. The record is from RefSeq and is a predicted model, not a curated record. Bases 1 to 741 code for a protein of 246 amino acids.
AUGUCACAAACAGGCGGCAAAGGCCCUGGUCUCUUUUACGUGCGCUCUGGCAUCGCCCCGUCAGCGAAAGAUGUUCUCUCUGAAGCCACGUUUAUGAGAUGGUACGAGGAACAUGCCGAAGAAGUUGUAGCUAAAUCUGGCAUUCAUUCCUUGUUUCGUAAAACUAGCGCGUUCGAUGGAUCAAAGCCCUUCCUGACAUGUCCUGUGUUGGAUGACAUCGGGUUCCUCCUGUCCGAAGAGUUCAAGAGUAUCAGUCCGACGAGCGAAAUUUUGCCUGGCACAGGUAACGUGUUUGACCUGGUUGAGUUUGACGGCAACCAUUUGGCUUUGAGGCAAAACUUGAUGAUCAGAAAGGGGAGUAGUGAGCCAGCAAAGAGCAUCGUGACAGUGGAGAUCCAGCCGCCCACAGGCCUUGAAGCAGAUGAAGUUAGUGCUUUGUUAGGCAAGCAGGUAUCCCGACUGAACGGGGGGUCAGGAUACACCGGUAGCCUUAUUUUUGAGAGUUGUUUCUCGUUCGCUAGUGCAGGGGCCAAGAAGCCGGAGGGUGGUAAAAUGGAGAUGUGGCACGAACCACCGUCUUGGGUGGCAAUACAUACAUUCAGUGGUGCUGUUGGCGACGACAUGGUCAAGCUGAUAGAGCUGGAUCUGCAUAAGAUGCAUGGAAGCACUGGAAACAUGCACAGUGAGGUCAGAGCGUGGAAUCUUCAGGGAAGUUUUGGAGAAAAAAAGUUGUUUGAGUAG